AUGAUACCUUGCUUCUCUAGAUUACCUGAAUCCCUUAUAUUUCCUAUACAAACAACUUCUAGUCAAUCUGUCAAAACUAUUCAUGAUACUUUUAGAUUUGGUCUUAAAUCUUCAGAAUUAGAUAUUAAUUCGUAUCAUGAUUUAGAGGUUUUUCUAAAAAGAUGGAAGUAUGAGGAACAUGAAUCGAAAAUGGAAUUGUUAAAUAGAAUUUUUGGCAUUUCAGAACCUAUUCGUCGUAAAAUGGAAUUGAAGAUUAUUGAUUCUGAAUUUAGGCCUAUCAUUUUUGGAAGGUCAAGCAAUAUUCAUCAUGAUAUACUUACUGGAAAUGAUAGUAGUGUAGAUAUUGAUGAAAUUUUCUUAGGUGAUGAGGAUUGCUUUGUCGAUUUCCAUAGUGAAUUGGAGAAAAGAAUAUUUAUACAAUAA
This is a messenger RNA of Pneumocystis murina B123, 423 nucleotides long. RefSeq lists its product as hypothetical. The transcript is spliced from 4 exons. Gene Ontology annotation, biological process: proteasome assembly. The record is from RefSeq and is a predicted model, not a curated record. Lineage: Eukaryota; Fungi; Ascomycota; Pneumocystomycetes; Pneumocystales; Pneumocystaceae. Gene Ontology annotation, cellular component: nucleus; cytoplasm. The coding region runs from base 1 to 423 and encodes 140 amino acids.